AUGGCACCCACUCCCGAGUCUGCUGCGUUUCUGGCCAAGAAACCCACGGUCCCUCCAACCUUUGACGGCGUCGAUUACGAUGAUACGGCUCGAUUGAAGCAAGCCCAGGAUGCAAUUAUCCGGGAACAAUGGGUCAGGAGUAUGAUGGCGAGAUUGGUUCGGGAAGAGAUGGGGAAGUGUUAUUACCGCGAGGGAGUCAACCAUUUGGAGAAGUGCGGAGCUUUGAGAGAACGGUAUUUCGAGUUAUUGAAGGAGUCCAAGAUCCGGGGAUAUCUGUUUGAGCAAACAAACCACAUCUCGAAGCCACAAUAG
Lachnellula hyalina is the source of this 312-nucleotide messenger RNA. It is a transcript of the gene nuo-12.3, whose product is annotated as NADH-ubiquinone oxidoreductase 12 kDa subunit, mitochondrial. The transcript is spliced from 2 exons. NCBI's taxonomy places the organism in Eukaryota, Fungi, Ascomycota, Leotiomycetes, Helotiales, Lachnaceae. The record is from RefSeq and is a predicted model, not a curated record. Bases 1 to 312 code for a protein of 103 amino acids.